Molecule: messenger RNA, 928 nt
Organism: Jatropha curcas
Lineage: Eukaryota; Viridiplantae; Streptophyta; Magnoliopsida; Malpighiales; Euphorbiaceae
Product: protein VASCULATURE COMPLEXITY AND CONNECTIVITY
Source: RefSeq, a predicted model, not a curated record
GUACGUAUUGGUUGGGAAGGACAGAAAGUUAGUCUGAAAUGGGAAUCUAAGCAUGCAUAGGGAGAAAAUGAAUCAUAACAAGAAAGAAAAGUGCAAGUUCAAAAGAACUUGUUGACAAAAGAAGAUGGCUUUCUUUGUCGCAUUAAAAUCUUUUAUGGAUCCAAAACGGCCAUGAAUGAUUCUGUUCUAGCUUUCAUUACGAAUUUACAAAUUGCUCUCUUUCCUCCUCAAUUCUCUAAUAACUAAGUUAUUGCUUUACUUCUCUAAUUUUUUUUCACCUUCUUCCUCUUCUUUCUAAAUAGUAAGCCAAAUCAUUUCUUUCUUUUGCUUGAAAAGAUAAAGGGUAUGGCAAGAAUUGAAGCUUUUGUUUGUGUAAUGGUUGUGGGUAUGGAUGUUGUUGCUGGAAUUCUUGGCAUUGAGGCUGAGAUUGCUCGAAAUAAGAUGAUCAUACACACAAACAGGAAGAAUUUUAGGUGUAGAGAAAGCGGUGAUGGAUUGAGGUUUGGAGUAGCUGCAGCUGCACUUUUAGCAGUAGCUCACCUUACAGCUAACUUGCAUGGAGGUUUCAUGUGCAUUUGUUGCAUGGAAGAGCUCGAAAGAUUGCCCAACAUUAACAGGCGACAAUGGUUUGCAUGUCUUGUUUUUGCAUGGAUUGUGGCUGCCAUUGCAUUUCCUAUGCUUGUUACAGGAACAUUAGAAAUUUCCAAAUCAAGAGAGUCCUGCACAGCCUUGCAUAGUCAUCUUCUUUUCAUUGGUGGAAUAUUUUGCUUUGUACAUGGUUUAUUCUGCUUUCUUCUCUGUAUUUCUGCAACUAUUAGCUUUGGAAAUGGAAGAACAAAUUAAAUCGACAUGGAUUCCAUUCCUAAUGUAUCUACCAUUCAGUUUAUCUUGAAUUAAUUAGUAUAUAAAAUUCAAAUCUUGAAGCGAA